AUGUGGACUUGGACAGUACUCUAUUGUCUCUAUAAUGAACAAGCUAGUCCAAGUGUCAUACGCAAGCAUAGACACAGACACAGACACAGAGACAAACAACAUACACAUGUUAGGCUAAGGCAAGAGAAGACCUAUCUAAAACAGUUUCAUGGCUCAUUGGCAACUGGCUCAAGGGUGGAUUUAUGUGUAACAUUGUUCCGUCCGUUCAACGUUGAGAGAGUUGGGAGGGCUGAAGACCAUCCCGCACCGUUGGCUCCAGCGGAUACCCAUUUAUUUCCAUUUAUAGUGAUUGAAAAGAAAAAGAAAAGCGGGCUUUUGCUCUGGGGUGUCUUUGAGCGUAUAUUUAGCCCAGAUGAUGUAGAAAUGCUGAGCUGUUCUCUUGGGCUAUUUUCACGCGAUAACGGUUCCAACGAGUUGCAAUGCUGUGGUCUAUAUCCGGACGGACAGAUCGGGGGAACAGGACCAGUGCUGAGCAAUGCAGUAUUCCAAUACAAACAAAUACACAUAACACAGCGGGUCGGGCACCUCGUCAAAGGAUUGGGGGACGAGUUAUCGUGCGCAUGGGACAACAUAAAGUCCCACUUUGACGUCUGUAUUGCAGAAAACAAGGAUCAUCCAAUGGCCCUAUGAGAUAGAUAGAGAGAUAGAUAGAGAGAUAGAAAGAAGAGAGUUGGCAUUGACGUUAACGUUGACGGGAUGCUAUACACAUGCAAG
Molecule: messenger RNA, 714 nt
Organism: Lobosporangium transversale
Lineage: Eukaryota; Fungi; Mortierellomycota; Mortierellomycetes; Mortierellales; Mortierellaceae
Exons: 7
Coding region: 1-630 (209 amino acids)
Source: RefSeq, a predicted model, not a curated record